Molecule: messenger RNA, 729 nt
Organism: Orbicella faveolata
Lineage: Eukaryota; Metazoa; Cnidaria; Anthozoa; Scleractinia; Merulinidae
Biological process (GO): cell surface receptor protein tyrosine kinase signaling pathway; multicellular organism development; protein phosphorylation
Cellular component (GO): signaling receptor complex; plasma membrane
Molecular function (GO): ATP binding; transmembrane receptor protein tyrosine kinase activity
Source: RefSeq, a predicted model, not a curated record
UUUGCUGUAACUUCUGCCACGACUGUUUUUCUCCUCAGAGCUAUCGCGAUGCGGGUUCUUUCACUAGAACAUUUCAAGCGAGGGAUCGUUUCCAACGAAAUUUUUCAUUGCGGAUUGAUGUUCAUCGGAAUCGUAAUACUACAAGCUUGGCCGAAUGAAGGCACCUCGCAGAGCAAGACAUCACAAUCAAAUACAACGGCAUUGUAUCAGUAUGAACCAGUAGGUUGUUUCAAAGAUAAAAGAAAUCGACGCGUUCUGCCAGUAGAAGUCAAAACGUUCUCUGACAUGAUCAACGAAUCAGAUUUGGCCAGUUCAUACGCAGCCAUAAUUCACGCGUGUGCUACCGAAGUGUACAAGAACGAUUUCUGGUAUUUUGGCGUGGAAUAUCGCCACCAGUGCUGGAGUGGGGUGAACGGUGCCAUGACGUACAACCGACAUGGCCGAUCCGACAAUUGUUUAUCGAAUUAUGGCGUGGGAGCUACAUGGACCAUAUUUGUUUACCGCUUUGUUGAAGUGAAUGGCAGUUGGAGCCAGUGGUCGCCAUGGCAACCAUGCAGCGUGACGUGUGGAGGGGGAAACAGGACACGUGCCCGCACUUGCUCUAAUCCAGCGCCAAAAUGGAACGGUAUGGAUUGCCCAGGUACAAAUAUCUCCACAGAGAGCUGCAAUUUGCACAAAUGUAAAGGUAGGUCACUGAAACUCUAAACGUCAACAGUUUAUACACUUUUA